AGUUCAAGUUCGGCAGUCAAGCGGUGUGGAUGUUCUGACGGGUUCUUUGUUUGCGCGUUAGUUUGGUUACGUGUGCUCUUCUUCUUCUGUGUUCGAGUUCGUCCCACACGUAGGUUCGGAGCGCUUCUUCGAUGUAAUUACGGCUCCAAGACUUUCACGUGCCCCGUAGCUUGUUGUGGUGCCAGUCAGCCUGUCCUGCCGCGAAGUGUGUUGUGGUGUACACCAGGAAGGAACAGGUUUCUCGCGUGUGCUUCAGAAGAACUUUUUCGCAGGUCAACAACAUUGUGCACAGAACGCUUGACGUGCGUUGCGUGUUGUUUUCGUGGGCUAACAAAAGACGCUUUCAUCCGAACCGUUUUCCCGAUGUGAGUGCAUUGUUGUGAGAUAAGUUGAGACGGUUAAAAAACACUUUUUUAAAAGACUGACAGACGCCCAUCAGCCAACAUGGCGAUCGCGUUCUACUGCGAGGAAGAGGAGGACCCCAAGGGCUACUACGAUUCGUAUGGAUACGGCUACCAGUUGCAGUCGCAGCAAUCACAGCAUGCUGCUACUGCACCGCCAGCUACUGGAAGUCAACAACCAGUAGCGCAGCAGGCCGCAAGUGGUGAUGAUGAAAACAACAACAACAGCAACAACUGUGCGUUGCACGGAAGCUCGCCGCUAACGGCAGACGUCGUCAACAACCGGCAACUGAUGCGAGUCGUCCUGCACCAGGUGUUGUAUCGGUGUACGAUGGAAGGUGCCCUCAGUCCCGCCCACACGUCCUGCGUGUUCUGCAACAAAAUCUACUAUCUGUUCCAGCUGCUGUACUGACACCGUCGUCCCCAGCGGAGUUGGCCCGUCGGCAGUCCGGUCAGCUAGGAGUUCCAACCAUAAAACAAAACAAAACUAAAUAAAAAUCGAAAAAACGAACUAAACUACUUCAACGAAACAAAAAAUCAAGCAAAAAAAACAUCAUCAAAGCUAACGAAUCGACGGAUCAGCAGCUGGGAGCUGCGCAGGACGAAAGAUUUCACGUGUUGCCAAGCAGCCCAUUUCUGCGGUGCGCGCAGCCCCACGUCACGAUCGCGGAGAUUUCCUGUGAUGAACCAAUUAAACUAUUACAAGUUUAAGAUUAUUCGGACUAGGCAUUUAGUUAGCAUAAGAAAAAUGAACUGUAAGCGCCAGUGCAGCUUAGGUUUCUAUUAGCAUUUGGAGAGUUAUUUUAGAAAAUAUUGGUAAGACACUAAUAGCGCAUUGUCGAUAUUAGGAAGCGAAAAUUAGAAUCAGUUUAAAUAACUACUUAUAAUUUCCUAAUGUUUUUUUCAUUUUAGUUUUAACAUUAUUACAAUGAAUGAUUUCCCCCAAUUAUUAGCUCAGUUUCGUACUCACUUAGUUUGCGAGAAAAGACAGACUUUUUUGCGUGCUUCCUCCCCGUCGGGAACACGCAAUAAGCAAAUCAGCCACUUCCGUUCGAUGCCAAGGAAGAUGAUCUCAGUGCAUUUAGAUGUGUAAGGUGGAAGGAAACCCCAGCGUCCGCUCUAUGCUGCGUAUCGUAUCGAUAGAGAGAAUGUUUCCAAACUAGUUAAUAUUUUUUCACAGUUAGGUUUAGUUUUGUUUCUUUUUCUUAUCUUUUCGUAUCUCCAAUUCAGUGUUUUAUAAAACUCUAAUUUUAUGUGUAGAUUCAAAUGUUUUUUUUUUAAUUCCGAUUAUAAAUAUCAAUGAUUUAAACAAACAUGAAAAAUAAAAUGUGUUUUUAA
This is a messenger RNA of Culex pipiens pallens (northern house mosquito), 1739 nucleotides long. RefSeq lists its product as uncharacterized. The coding region runs from base 445 to 813 and encodes 122 amino acids. The transcript has 3 exons. NCBI's taxonomy places the organism in Eukaryota, Metazoa, Arthropoda, Insecta, Diptera, Culicidae. The record is from RefSeq and is a predicted model, not a curated record.